GCCGCAGGGCUGGGAAGGGUGGUGCAACCGAGGGUUAGGCUGCUGGGGUGCGGCCAGAGCUGGGGCGCUGCGGUUACGGGCGGUCCCGGUAGUCCCGGCGGUCUUUAAAUUCUCCAGCACUUGGGCGGCUUGUGCACUCUUACCUGCUAGUCUGCAGCGAGUACCCCAACGCUCUGCACCUCCAAGGACUCCUGUCCUCUGCUUUAGGCGGGAAAUGCUGUUUCUUGAUGGCAACCUAGAGGUGGAUAGUCUGAAGCAUCUGCUGGAGGCCGGGGCCUCGGUCAACGCACCUCCAGAUCCUUGCGAGCAGUCGCCUGUCCACUUGGCCGCAGGUGGCGGCGGUGCCAGCUUGCUUCUCUGGCAGCUGCAGACCGGCGCGGACCUUAACCAGCAGGAUGUGUUUGGAGAAGCUCCAGUCCACAAGGCAGCAAAAGUUGGAAGCCUGGAAUGCCUUAGCCUGCUUGUGGCCAGCGAUGCCCAGAUUGAUUUAUGUAAUAAGAAUGGGCAAACAGCUGAAGAUCUUGCUUGGUCAUACGGAUUUCCAGAAUGUGCCAAGUUUCUUACAGCAAUUAAAUGUAUGCGGACAAAAAAACCAAGUGAACCAUCCAGCAGGGGUCACAAUGUUCCCAUGCUCAGACAGAAGCGGAGCUCUGGAAGUGCACAAAAUACCAGUGGGAAGAGGAAGUGUUGGUGAGUAACUCAGAGUUUCUUCCUUCUUCCUCAAGCAUCUCGUAUGUAGCACAGAAUUUGUUGUUUUAUUUAAGUCUUGGCAGUCUUAUUUCUAAUAUACCUUUUUGAUUCUCAUUAACAGCAUUUUAAGACUGGUUCUAGUAACUGUUAGUAGAUUCUAGAAACCAAAAAUUUGCCCUGCAUGGUGGAAGGUUGGGGAAAUAACCAUUUUAAAAUAAGUUUUUAAAAACUUUU
Messenger RNA from Artibeus jamaicensis (Jamaican fruit-eating bat), 924 nucleotides. RefSeq names its product ankyrin repeat domain 37 (gene ANKRD37). Gene Ontology annotation, molecular function: protein binding. The record is from RefSeq and is a predicted model, not a curated record. Bases 215 to 694 code for a protein of 159 amino acids. The transcript has 4 exons. NCBI's taxonomy places the organism in Eukaryota, Metazoa, Chordata, Mammalia, Chiroptera, Phyllostomidae.